Molecule: messenger RNA, 715 nt
Organism: Cheilinus undulatus (humphead wrasse)
Lineage: Eukaryota; Metazoa; Chordata; Actinopteri; Labriformes; Labridae
Product: histone H2A.Z
Exons: 5
Coding region: 82-468 (128 amino acids)
Cellular component (GO): nucleosome
Molecular function (GO): DNA binding; structural constituent of chromatin; protein heterodimerization activity
Source: RefSeq, a predicted model, not a curated record
UGUAGUCCCUCAACAGUCGGUACCCGACAACUAGAUAUUAAAUUUUUUGCUGCAGCGUUAUAGAAAUAGUCAAUUUUUAAAAUGGCUGGCGGAAAAGCAGGAAAAGACUCCGGAAAGACCAAGACGAAAGCGAUUUCGCGCUCGCAGAGAGCCGGGCUUCAGUUUCCCGUGGGUCGUAUCCACAGACACCUUAAAUCCAGAACCACGAGCCACGGCAGAGUGGGAGCCACCGCAGCGGUGUACAGCGCGGCUAUUCUUGAAUACCUGACUGCCGAGGUCCUGGAGUUGGCAGGAAACGCUUCAAAGGAUCUGAAAGUGAAGCGUAUCACCCCCCGCCAUCUGCAGCUGGCCAUCAGAGGAGAUGAAGAGCUCGAUUCACUCAUCAAGGCCACUAUUGCUGGAGGAGGUGUGAUCCCACACAUCCACAAGUCUCUGAUUGGAAAGAAGGGCCAGCAGAAGACCGUAUAACCUGAAGUGCUCUGCAGUCUGCAUCAAGCGGUUACAUGUCUUAGAGUAGAACACCUUUUAGGAAACGUUUGUUUGUAUGGUUGAGCUUGCAUUUACUCACCUGGGGUAUUUUUUAAAAGUGGCUUCAGAGAAGCUCAUUUUUGUGUUUUUGGGUUCUUUUUUUUUCUGGUGCUGCAGUUUGUGUUGAACUUGCUUUUGUGGCGUUCCCAUGUUUAAAGUGAUGUUUUAAUAAAGCUCUUAUUGGGCA